Messenger RNA from Pelobates cultripes (western spadefoot toad), 3627 nucleotides. NCBI's taxonomy places the organism in Eukaryota, Metazoa, Chordata, Amphibia, Anura, Pelobatidae. The record is from the annotation of a GenBank genome assembly.
AUGUUGGACUGGACCUCAUAUGUAAAGUUUGUUUGUGAUCUAGAAGGGAAAAGGUACGAUCAAUCCAAUAAUGAAGAUGUGAAAUUGUGAUUAAACAUAACUCAAAUGAUAUGUAAACAUAACCCGAGACUGUAUAUUUCUAAAAUUGCUUCCCUUCCAAAUAUAGUUUGUUUGUUUUUUGAAUUAGACAUAGAAGCAUUGCAAAUUCAAAAACAAAUUGCAAAGUUUAGACAAAAAGUGCUGAUUUAAAAAAAAAAAAAUCUAACCCAGUUACAGUCACACCAUGGGUAUUUUAGUCUUAUAAUUUGUAAUUUAGUUUCAAUUCACUAUAAUCCAACAUUUAGUGAAUAAAUGCCAAUGUUAGUCCUUUAUUUUUAUGGUUUGUAGUGUAUGGAACUAUAACUUGAGAGCAUCAAAGGGUUCAUAUAUGUCAAUUUGCUGAGACCACUCUGUCUCCAGAUGACUUUGUGUGGUGGAUCAGAAAAUCUGUUCUUCAACUACACAGAUAUUUCUUCUCUAAUAUUAUAUUAUAUAUCAUUUAUAUAAUAUUAAAUCAAUAUUAAUUAAAUCAAGGCCCAAGCUAGUAGCUUGAACAAUUAACAGAACUGUCAGGGUAUGGGACAUCAAACAUUGGAAAUAUUAUAUAAAUGUUGAGGGAAAAUUGGCAUGUACACUGACUGGCCAAAAAAAAAGUCACCACCAAAAAAAAAAGGUCACACACUCUAACAUUUCCUUGUAGCACCUUUAGCUUUGAUUAUGGCAUGCACUUGCUGUGGCAUUGUUUCGAUAAGCUUCUGCAAUAUCACAAGAUAUAUUUCGGUCCAGUGUUGCAUUAGUUUUUCACCAAGAUCUUGUACUGAUGAUGGGAGAGUCGGACCACUGUGCAAAGCCUUCUCCAGCACAUCCCAAAGAUUCGCAGUUCUGGAAUCUGUGGUGGCCAAUCCAUGUGUGAAAAUGUUGUCUCAUGCUCCCUGAACCACUCUUACACAAUUUGAGCCAGGUGAAUCCUGGCAUUGUCACUUUGGAAUAUGCCGUGCCAUCAGGGAAGAAAAAAUCCAUUGAUGGAAUAACCUGGUCAUUCACUAUAUUCAGGUAGUCAGCUGACCUCAUUCUUUGGGCACAUAAUGUUGUUGAACCUAGACCUGACCAACUGCAGCAACCCCAGAUCAUAGCACUACCCCUACAGGUUUGUACAGUAGGCACUAGGCAUGAUGGGUGCAUCACUUCAUCUGCCUCUCUUCUAACCCUGAUGCACCCAUCACUCUGGAAUAGGGUAAAUCUAGACUCAUAAGACCACAUGACCUUCUUCCAUUGCUCCAGAGUCCAAUUUUUAUGCUCCCUAGCAAAUUAAAGACAUUUUUCCGAUUAGCUUCACUUAUUAGUGGCUUUCUUAAGGCUACACGGCUGUUCAUUCCAAAUCCCUUGAGUUCCGGUCGCAUUGUGCGUGUGGAAAUGCUCUUACUUGCACUGUUAAACAUAACCCAUAGUCUUAUAAUUUGUAAUUUAGUUUCAAUUCACUAUAAUCCAACAUUUAGUGAAUAAAUGCCAAUGUUAGUCCUUUAUUUUUAUGGUUUGUAGUGUAUGGAACUAUAACUUGAGAGCAUCAAAGGGUUCAUAUAUGUCAAUUUGCUGAGACCACUCUGUCUCCAGAUGACUUUGUGUGGUGGAUCAGAAAAUCUGUUCUUCAACUACACAGAUAUUUCUUCUCUAAUAUUAUAUUAUAUAUCAUUUAUAUAAUAUUAAAUCAAUAUUAAUUAAAUCAAGGCCCAAGCUAGUAGCUUGAACAAUUAACAGAACUGUCAGGGUAUGGGACAUCAAACAUUGGAAAUAUUAUAUAAAUGUUGAGGGAAAAUUGGCAUGUACACUGACUGGCCAAAAAAAAAGUCACCACCAAAAAAAAAAGGUCACACACUCUAACAUUUCCUUGUAGCACCUUUAGCUUUGAUUAUGGCAUGCACUUGCUGUGGCAUUGUUUCGAUAAGCUUCUGCAAUAUCACAAGAUAUAUUUCGGUCCAGUGUUGCAUUAGUUUUUCACCAAGAUCUUGUACUGAUGAUGGGAGAGUCGGACCACUGUGCAAAGCCUUCUCCAGCACAUCCCAAAGAUUCGCAGUUCUGGAAUCUGUGGUGGCCAAUCCAUGUGUGAAAAUGUUGUCUCAUGCUCCCUGAACCACUCUUACACAAUUUGAGCCAGGUGAAUCCUGGCAUUGUCACCUUGGAAUAUGCCGUGCCAUCAGGGAAGAAAAAAUCCAUUGAUGGAAUAACCUGGUCAUUCACUAUAUUCAGGUAGUCAGCUGACCUCAUUCUUUGGGCACAUAAUGUUGUUGAACCUAGACCUAGCAACCCCAGAUCAUAGCACUACCACUACAGGGUUGUACAGUAGGCACUAGGCAUGAUGGGUGCAUCACUUCAUCUGCCUCUCUUUUAACCCUGAUUCACCCAUUACUCUGGAAUAGGGUAAAUCUGGACUCAUAAGACCACAUGACCUUCUUCCAUUGCUCCAGAGUCCAAUCUUUAUGCUCCCUGGCAAAUUAAAGACAUUUUUCCGAUUAGCUUCACUUAUUAGUGGUUUUCUUAAGGCUACACGGCUGUUCAUUCCAAAUCCCUUGAGUUCCGGUCGCAUUGUGCUUGCGGAAAUGCUCUUACUUGCACUGUUAAACAUAACCCUGAGUUCUACUGUUGUUUUUUUACAAUUUGGUUUCACCAAACGUUUAAGUGAUCGCCAAUCACUAUCAACCAGGAUUUUUUUCCGACCCCUUUUUUUCCUCAAAGACAAUAAUUCCCCACUAUCAUUCCAGUUUUUAAUAAUCCGUUGCACAGUUCUUAACCCAAUAGUUUUCUCUACCUGCAUGCCAAUGAUUUGACCUUUCUCAAACAGAAUAUUCAACAUGUUUUUUUAAGAAAUGGGAAGCUACUUAUUGCAUCAGUUGGGGUAAAAUAACUUGUUGCCAGCAGAAAAAUAAUCGCCCAUGCAGUAACUAACAAUCCAACAGGAGGCUUUUUACAGGUGGCGACUAUAGUUUGGCCAGGCAGUGAAUUUUAUAAUGCUUUGUGUGGAUCAAAUCAGAUGGGCUUUUAGGUGUUGUACAAUGAAGAAAAUAAUGCAAAUUAUAUAUUUUCUCUGUUAUCUGUAGAUCAGUAAUAUUAUUUACAUACAUAUCAGAGCUCUUUCAUAAUUAAUAUCAAUUUCUGUUUUCUAGUGUUUAUUUGGAGAAUAAGGAAGAAAAACUCCGCAAAAGUGUGAAGCAAGUUUUGAAAUGUGACGUACUGAAGAAGAAUCCAUUUGAGCCACUUGUUCUGCCACCAGCUGAUUGUCUAAUAAGUUGUUUCUGCUUAGAGUCUGCAUGUAAGGAUGUGGCUACCUAUUGUAACACCCUUAAAAGCCUUAAGGACUUGCUCAAACCAGGAGGCCAUAUCAUAGUUCAGAGUGGAUUAAAUGGUACAUUUUAUUAUGUUGGGGAAAAAAAGUUUUAUGGCUUGACAACAACAAAGGAAGAUAUUGAGAAGGCUUUUAUAGAAGCUGGGUAUGAAAUUGUGAAAUUCACAGUGAAACCGUCCAAGCCUGGGUCACACAACUCCGAUUACGACAGCAUGUACUGCGUCCAUGCCCGAAAGCCAUGCAGUCUAUAA